Messenger RNA from Clunio marinus, 192 nucleotides. The record is from the annotation of a GenBank genome assembly. NCBI's taxonomy places the organism in Eukaryota, Metazoa, Arthropoda, Insecta, Diptera, Chironomidae.
AUGCGAUUUCCGGAAUUCCAUUACAAGUCCCCAAGAGCCUGUGAAGUUGAAUUGGACAACAUUUCAGUUUCGAGUUCACCUACCUACAAUUUUGAUUUAUCAAUUUUUUUCUAUCAAACGUCAUAUGAAAAGCAUUUAGCCGAGAAUCAUGCUCGAUGCUAUGAAAAAAGUAUUAGAAAGCUUCAAUAUUAA